CGGGAUCAACAAUAAAGUUAUCGCAAUGGACAAAAACACACUUUAUUAUCUGACAUUUGCACGUCUGGGAUAUAUAACUACGUCAUUACCUGCAUUAGCAACAACUUUUGCUGUUGCAUAUUCAGUUAUGUUCGACUUUCAUGGGUCAACUGCAACUCAUUGUCAUGUACCAAAUAUUCUCCCCAGUAUAAGUGCAGCUAUAGGAAGGACACCCCAGCAAUAUAUCUGGAGGAUAUUUAUAUCUUUACAUGCAGCACCUAGGUUCUUAUGUGCAAUGUCUUACUAUGGAUGGCAUAAACAAGUUCAUGUUGGUGCUAAGCAGUCUACCUACAUUUUCCUGGUGAAAACAGCCAUUUUGUUACAUAUAAUAGAGAAUAUGAUGUUGGUAUUUCUCACAUGUAUUUCUUCCAGUGAUAAUAGAGGAAUACAUGAGAACAGUUUCAUUGUGUUUAUAAUAACCUCAUGGAUGUACAUGUUGCUGACCAUUGGUCUGUGUAAGUGGUCAAGAAAGUACUCGGGCAAAUCCAACAAAACAUAUAAUGAUUCGUACAAGUAUAAGAAAUUGUUUGCCUUCUGUAAUAUAUCAGCAUUCUCACUGGCGGUGUACCUGUACUUCAGACAUAACUGGUAUUGUGAACCUUAUAUAUACAGUUGGUUUGCCUUGUGUGAGUAUGUGACAAUUUUCACAAACAUUCUGUUUCAUGGUACAGCAAUUAUGGACUUUAGAGAAUAUUCUGCCGCUGUUGUACUCACUGACCUUAUACAAAAACACAAGUAACAACUAAUACUGGCAUUGGAAAAUACUGGUACUUCAAGGAACAACAACAAAGGCAGCAAUCAACAUCUC
Messenger RNA from Ruditapes philippinarum (Manila clam), 847 nucleotides. RefSeq names its product post-GPI attachment to proteins factor 2-like. The coding region runs from base 26 to 778 and encodes 250 amino acids. Gene Ontology annotation, cellular component: Golgi membrane; endoplasmic reticulum membrane. Gene Ontology annotation, biological process: GPI anchor biosynthetic process. The transcript is spliced from 6 exons. The record is from RefSeq and is a predicted model, not a curated record. NCBI's taxonomy places the organism in Eukaryota, Metazoa, Mollusca, Bivalvia, Venerida, Veneridae.